This is a messenger RNA of Dissoconium aciculare CBS 342.82, 3849 nucleotides long. RefSeq lists its product as uncharacterized. Gene Ontology annotation, biological process: protein phosphorylation. Bases 1 to 3849 code for a protein of 1282 amino acids. Gene Ontology annotation, molecular function: protein kinase activity; ATP binding. The transcript is spliced from 8 exons. The record is from RefSeq and is a predicted model, not a curated record. Lineage: Eukaryota; Fungi; Ascomycota; Dothideomycetes; Mycosphaerellales; Dissoconiaceae.
AUGACUCGCUCAUCCCAGGACGAGAACUCUCACGCCUCGACGAAGGUUCCCGCCGAUGACUACCUUCGUGCCCUGAGAAAGCUUCACACCAAGCUUGGCAAGAGUCUUGAAAUUUGCGUCUGGAAUGGCUUCACGAAACAAUUUCUCCCACGGGAUGUCUUCUCAACAUUGUUCACUGAGGAGAAAAUUCGCGCUUGUCUAGAUAACCCGUCAGACCAUCUCGUCGAAUUUUUGUCCAAUAGGGCGCAGAAGGUUUUUGCAACUGCUGUCAUCAGCAGAGGCUAUCGACCCUUGACGCCAUUUCUCCGGCGCUGCUUCGACAUCGGCCUCGACGACAAGCGCCUACCCAUCAAGCCUUACUCCAGCCAUGACGCACAUAACGCACACAUUGAGCCCACCAUCGAAUUUCGUGCAUUUGCGGAUUUCGAGAGCGUUGCAGACUCGGACGACAGCGAUACGGAUGCGGGUGUGGAUGGCGACGACACACGUAUCGAUCAUCUCCACUGGAGCAACUUUCAUGAUUUGCAAUGGACUUUUCUUGCACCUGUCUUCGAUGCCGCAAAUAAAUUGGAGCAUACCUUCGACCCCUUGACUCGCUUCCCAUUCAUCCAAUGGGGACCAGGCUCUGCUCAAGGUCAUUUCGGAUGGGUGCACGAAGCUGUCCUACAUCCUGCCCACCAUUUGAACUUCCCUUGGCCGGAGGGCGCGCCUUGUCGGGUCGCUGUGAAAGAGUUCAAGCGCUCACAGAAAGAUGCGGAGACCAGCGAUGAAGCACAACGGGCUUUCGAAGGAGAGGCGACUGUCUUGCACGAUCUGAGUCAACUCGAUCAUCCCCACAUCGUCGGCAGGAUUGCAGCUAUCGAAUAUGGCGACAAGUAUAUCCUGCUGUCCCAAUGGGCGGAUGGGGGCGAUCUGCGGAAAUAUUGGUCAAGCAACCCCACGCCUAAACUCGAUGAGCGCCUUGUUCGUCAAACGCUCAUUCAACUCAGAGGCCUAGCUAACGCCAUUCAUGCUUUGCACACUGGAGACAGAUUGAAUCCUCUAUCUCGUACGGCUACGAUGAGAGAUUCCCUGCCUGAUGUACCAGGACGACCUCUGCUUCCGAAGAUCGUCGCCGCUGACGAUCCAUCACAAGAAAGCGACAUUCACUUCCGUCAUGGUGACCUCAAACCAGAAAACAUUCUCGUCUUCAACAUACCGGGCAGCCAAAUCGGCCUGCUCAAGAUCGGUGAUCUAGGCUUGGCGAAGCGGCAUUAUGCGCCGACAGUCCACCGACGGCAAGCCACAAGUACCAAGUACGGUACAUUGUCUUAUGAGCCGCCUGAAGCAAUCACUAUGCCGGCGCGGCCCCGCUCGAGGCGCUACGACAUCUGGUCAUUUGGCUGCAUCAUGUUCGAGACUAUGAUUUGGCUGUUGUAUGGACAUCAAGGGCUCAAGAGCUUCUGGGAUCUGUCUGUCGACCCUGCCCGGGGCACUCUCUUCUUCACGACACGUGCUGCGCCAGUUGGCUACCAAGCAAAAGUCAAUCGCCACACAAGCCUUUUGAUGGAACGUAUGUUGGCUCAAGACCUGACAGGCGCUGGGCCACCAGGUUGUGCUCUCCGAGAUCUGCUCAUAUUGAUACAGGAGAAAGUUCUCGUUGUCGACCUUCCUGACUUCAGCGAAUCAUCCUCGUGUCGCAUCGAUGCAGGAAGUCUCCUGACAGAAAUGACAAACAUCGUCGACAAAGCCAAUGGUCGUGGUGGUGCAGAUUAUCUGCUGCCAAACAUUCUUCGUAACUCGGGCCGACCGCGCAAGAUUCCGAUCGCCGUCGAUUCUCCACAGCCUACCGCUGCACUCCUUGCCGUGCCUGGGGCUGCUCAAAGAGAAAUGGCAGCUAACGGUAUAACAGUAUCAUCCGGUAAGCAUUGCCUCACAAAGUGCCUCUGCCAGAACCUGACUGAGCUGUUCAAGAUCGACCGGAACGACUGGAAGCACCUUCUUGACAAUGAAUUCUCUGUGGCAUACAUGUCGACAGUUGCCAACAAGCUCGGCCUUGCAACUCGGAGGGCAAGCGAUAAGCUGUGUCACAAUUGCUUUCUCAUGGUUAUACAGCUACUCUCUCGCCCCGACGUUACUCGCCGCAGCCGCGAUUGGAAUGGAACAUGUGCCCUUUGUUCGCUCCUUCGACGCAUCUCAUCGUCAAACCAACUUGAUCUUGGGUUCGGCUAUACCAUACAGGUUGGGAGAAUUGGCUCGAGACUCGCUAUCAGCCGGAACGGACAGCCAGCUCGUUCUUUGUGCUUGGGUCAAGCUUAUGACCCAACGUCCAAGCAUCAACACAAGACUAUUCAGGUGUCAUCGCCGCAACUGUUUGGCAUCAGAAGCUUUGCCGUCUUCGAACUUCUUCGCCAAUGGCUUCAAGACUGCGAUCAUCACACGCGAUGUCGUCGUGAUCCUGAUCUACACGUCCUUGCCCAGGUGGAACUUCCAACAAGAUUGGUCGCGAUUGGCAUGCCUUUAGAAUCCAUCAUCAGGGUCGUGCAUCCAGGGACAGCUGUAAAAUAUGCUGCAGUGUCCUAUAGAUGGGGCAAUGUGUCGCGCCAUCUCGAUUAUCAGACCACCCGGGCGAAUUUGAAAAAGAAGGAGGAAGGAAUAUCCCUGGCAAGUCUGCCUCUGCUUCUUCAACAUGCGAUUGAAGUGGCCAGAGCAAUCGGCAUGGGUUACAUUUGGAUUGAUGCAUUGUGCAUCAUACAAGGCCCAGGCGGCGACUAUGAUACCGAGGCGGAACGCAUGGAGACGGUAUUCAGCGGCGCAUAUUGCGUCCUUGCAGCCAGCCGUGCUUCGGACGUCUCGGAUGGAUUUCUAGUAGAACGACCACAACGCGAAGUGAUUACCGUGCCAAUUCCUGACAGUCCGUCCAUAUUUAUCGCUGAAGACAUUGAUCAUUUCCAGCGCGACGUCAUUGAUGGAGAACUAAACCAGCGUGGUUGGGUCCUUCAAGAGCGGGCGCUGGCGCGACGAACGAUAUACUUUGCUGAAAGCCAAAUCUACUGGGAGUGCGGAGAAGGCAUAAGAUGCGAGACAUUGACUAAGAUGUACAAGUCAAGCAGUGGCGAAGCCGCCUUUCUCGGAGAUGCAAAUUUCCCUCGUGUCGCAGCCCACAACACCAAAGGCGGUCAGAUCGUCUAUUUCCAGCAUCUCUAUGAACAAUAUUCACGACUCGCUUUCACCUCCUUCCUCGACCGACCCAUCGCCAUCGCGGGUCUCGAACAGCGUCUGUGCCGGGCAUUCGAGACCGACGGGAGUUUCGGCAUCUUCGAACGCUAUCGCGGCCGCUGCAUUCUCUGGCAUCGUGCGGCCAACGUAAAUCGAUUGGAACGGAUCCUGUUCAGCUCCAACAGAGAACGCGUGCCUUCUUGGUCGUGGAUGGCCUACAUCGGCGGCAUCACCUUCCUCGACUUACCAUUCGACGAGGUCGAAUGGGCGGACCGCGAAAUGUCGUCGCCGUGGUCCAAGCAGCCCUGGAGAUUCUACAGCGCCACUCAAACCUCCGCUUGGGCCGGCCGGACCACGAAUCGCGGCGUUGUCCAGCUGCAAGUCCUGACCCGAGAAUUCGUCGCACGCGUCAAUCACCGGACUCAUCCGGGGUACAAGCUGGUCUGGGAUGCCGACGAGUCGCCGCUCGAUUCGGUCCGGUGUGUCAACAUCGCCCGGCAUAAGGGCAGCGAAUCGCCAAAUUCGCAGUACUACGUAUUGAUUGUGAAGAAGCUCGACAACUUGGAUGUGUAUGAGCGGGUCGGUGUGGGCUGGCUGCCGAAGGAGGGCAUUAACUUUGAUCGAGAACGGAUGGCUGUCACGGUGCAAUGA